GCCGUGGCCGGGCCGGAGGCGGCGUCCGUCGCGCCGCUGCGUGCGGUGUGGUGCGAGGCGGGUGCGCCGGGCGGCCGCGGCGCGGCGGGACCAUGGAGCUUGGAGCAGAGCCCCGGCGCUGGCGGCCGGACCGCGGAGCGCAUCAAGAACAUGCUUUACAGCUGCUCCGAAGGAAGAGAAGAAAAUUGUGUGCUGCUUUAGUUUUAAAUAAGUAAAACAGGAUGUAUAAAAUAGAGUAUCGCUGAAUGUUUUGAUUGCUGUUACUACUACUUAUAACUGAGCCAAAGUGGUGAUGCUACUUGAGGGGAAUUUCUGCAACCCAUAGUCAAUGAUAUAUGAUUGUGAGUCAUGCCUUUAGUGAAGAGGAACAUUGAGCCCCGGCACUUGUGCCGGGGAGCUCUGCCUGAAGGGAUUACCAGUGAACUUGAAUGUGUGACCAAUAGUACUCUUGCCGCCAUCAUACGCCAGCUGAGCAGUCUAAGCAAACAUGCUGAAGACAUAUUUGGUGAGUUGUUUAAUGAGGCUAACAAUUUCUACAUCAGAGCAAAUUCUCUUCAAGACAGAAUUGAUCGCCUUGCUGUCAAAGUCACCCAGCUGGAUUCAACAGUGGAAGAGGUCUCACUACAGGAUAUCAACAUGAAAAAAGCUUUCAAAAGUUCCACAGUCCAAGACCAGCAGGUGGUUUCAAAGAACAGCAUUCCGAAUCCUGUUGCUGAUAUUUACAACCAGAGUGAUAAGCCACCACCUCUGAACAUCUUGACACCAUACAGAGAUGACAAGAAGGACGGGCUGAAGUUCUAUACUGAUCCUUCCUAUUUCUUUGACCUCUGGAAAGAAAAAAUGCUACAGGACACAGAAGACAAAAGGAAAGAGAAAAGGCGUCAAAAGGAGCAAAAGCGUAUAGAUGGCACCACCCGUGAGGUGAAAAAGGUUAGAAAAGCCAGAAACAGGCGCCAGGAGUGGAAUAUGAUGGCAUAUGACAAAGAGCUUAGACCCGACAACAGGUUGUCUCAGAGUGUGUACCAUGGAGCGUCUUCCGAGGGAUCCCUGUCCCCAGACACUAGGUCACAUGCAUCGGACGUUACCGAUUACUCUUACCCAGCUACUCCCAACCAUUCUCUGCACCCCCAGCCGGUGACCCCUUCCUACGCAGCUGGUGAUGCGCCGCCACAUGGGCCUGCAAGCCAGGCUGGGGAGCAUGAGUACCGGCCCCCAUCUGCCUCGGCAAGGCACAUGGCUCUCAACAGACCUCAGCAGCCACCGCCACCGCCUCCCCCACAGGCCCCAGAGGGGUCCCAGGCCUCUGCACCAAUGGCUCCAGCAGACUACGGGAUACUCCCAGCGCAGAUAAUUGAGUAUUACAACCCGUCAGGACCACCACCUCCGCCCCCUCCUCCUGUGAUUCCCUCUGCACAAACUGCCUUCGUCAGCCCUCUCCAGAUCCCCAUGCAACCCCCAUUCCCCACAUCAGCCGGCUCCACGCACGCAGCUCCUCCUCACCCACCCUCCACUGGGCUCCUGGUCACAGCCCCACCACCCCCAGGCCCACCGCCUCCCCCGCCAGGCCCUCCUGGCCCCGGGUCUUCUCUUUCAUCCUCCCCGAUGCAUGGCCCCCCAGUAGCAGAGGCGAAGCGGCAAGAGCCUGCACAGCCACCAAUCAGUGAUGCUCGAAGUGACCUCCUUGCUGCUAUUCGAAUGGGAAUUCAGCUGAAAAAGGUGCAGGAGCAGCGGGAGCAGGAGGCCAAGCGGGAGCCUGUGGGGAACGACGUGGCCACGAUCCUGUCCCGGCGCAUCGCCGUGGAGUACAGCGACUCUGACGACGACUCGGAGUUUGACGAGAAUGACUGGUCCGACUGAGCAGGGGCCAGCGGGAGGCCGCGUGUGGGAGCGUGUUGAAGAUUUUAAGUGGUCUCCACACCCAAAUAUUGGUAUUCUAAUCCCGUAGCAUAGCACCUUUUGUAUAAAUAAUGUGAUAUUGCUUCUGCACAUCCAAAAAUUCUGGGUCUUUUCAGUAUUUACUGUGUAAUACUUAAGUGCCACUAAACAUAGCAAAUUGUGCUGCACAUGAGGAAUAGGCUGUCACUAUCGCAUUGUCCUGAAAACAGCAUCUGCUUUCCUCUUGGCCAUGAGAGUAUCUAGUGCAGUUUGGGUUUCCUCUUACUGAUCAAUAUAACUCUGCAGACUUGCUGUGUGUUUGUGAAGCUGCCUGGUGUUAGGUCUCUGCAAGACUAAUGACUAUGUCACAGUGAUGUCUUCCAACCAGUAAGUGAUAUUGUUUCACCAUUUUGGUUUUUUCUUUUCUUUUUUUAAAGGUGGUGUUUCUGAAGAAGUUGGUUUUAGAGGAAAAAGUUUAACAAAUAGGGAGAAUCAAAUGUUUCUGCUUUCAGUUUCUUGGCUUGGUGACCUCUGAGUGAAUCUGAAUGCUCUGCUGAAUAAUUUCAUUGCCUCUGCGCAUGCUUGUCAAAUAUGAAAUUGGAAGGGCCUUUUCAGGCUGGAUUCCCUGUGGGCAUUUGCUUUGUAAAUGCCUGUUGAUGGUUUUGCAAGAGAGUUCAGCAGCUCAACAGUAAUCGUGAAGAACAGGGUCCUUUUUCCUUCCGGGGCCAUUGGAGAUGAUACUCAGCUUACUGGCCAGCCCCUCCAGCAUGGCCACCAGCUGGCCGGAACAGAUGCAAGCAGUCCAUGACUCUGGGAGCUGUGCUGAUGAGCUGGGCUGAGCUGCGGUACCGGGCCUGGGCUGCACAGGAGCCCUGCUCCUUUAAUUUCCUGACAGCCACGUCCAGAGUGAGCCGCAGGAGUUCUUAGCUCCUCAGCAAGCAACAGAGAGCACUUUAGAUGGCACCUUAUGCCACCUGAUCGGAAUUUUGAAAGCUUAGGUUUAGGUGAAAGUAGAUAUUGACAGCUAUUCACUGUUGAUGGUGCUGGGGCCAGAUUAGGCAUCACUCCUGUGAGGAGGGCCUUCGCCCUGUCUGAGAAGCACAUGGUUCUCCUCUCUCCUGUUGUUGGCACAUUAAACGAUAAAGAGCACCUCAUGAGAUUCAUGCAGCACAGCACUGUGCCCUCACCUCCCCGCUUCCAUUGCUCCCACGUGGCAGUACCAGGGACCCAUGGGGAAACUGAAGAAUGAGAGCCUCUGUAUUUUGUAAUUCUGGUUGAAAGGUAACUAUUUGUGUAGAGUAAACAGGUGCGCCAGGCAUUGAUUAUAGGUAUGACUUGAAAAAUAUGCUAACACCCUCGACUUACUAAGGACCUUAACCUACCUAACAGAACUUCAUAUGCCUUGUGGUUAUGUUACUCAGUUAUGGUGAAGCGAAGAAUCCAGAGCUAAAAGUAGAGCUGUUUGAGGUGAUGGUAGGAGUGUGAACAGGAUGGUGACUCGGGGGUUUUGUUAAUGCAUCCGAGCAAGUCAGCCAGCCCCCAGGUCCCCUCAGUGUGUGUGUGUGUCUCGAGUGGACACCUAUUGGGCUUCUGGGCAGUGAUUGUACAAAGCCUGUCCUUUGGGUUCAGGUGUGUAGAUCUGAAUCCCUGAAAAGCCUCAUGUCUGCAUCCCCUUUUCAAGCCUGCUUCCCUGGCGUGUCUGUCUCUCCUCCGUCCCAGGUGCUGGGGGCGUGCUCUCUUCAGCAUCUCUUCCUAAAGCUGGUCACCACUAGGCUGUCCCUAUAAAUUCCUUGAAUAUAAAUAACAGUUAUUAAUGAACUUCUAAAUUUCUAAUUUCUCUCCCCUCCCCCCCCAGAAAGGGCCUACUGCAUUGGCAUUAUUCUUAGGACUUUUGAGACUUUUAAAGUCUUCCUUACUUGUCUUUCUUGUUGCUUUUGUAUUAGGAGUUCCCCAUGUGGGUCUAGAACUCCCAUUUGGUAAUGCUUCCUUGUUUUUUAAGGCCCUUCUGUUCUCAGGAUGGAGAGAACACAGAAGCUACUAUCCAUGCCAGGAUUUAUUCAUAUAUAUCUUAUUACAAUAAAAUUAGUGGCACUUUAUUCAUAAAUAUUCAUGAGCCUGUUAAUUAUUAGUUGUCUUCCUGUAGUUGAAUCAACAAGUUAUUUUCAACUCUAUUUUAUGACUUGUGAAAAGCGUUUGCCCUGUUGUGUUCCAUAACCUUUAAGAGAAUGGAAAAUGACUAAAAUCCAGUUUAGAUUAUUUUUAGAGUAUUUUUCCAGCAAAUUCAAUUUAUUCUGAAAUUUAAAUCCAGAUCUUUUCUAAUAUGGUAUUAUAUGAAAAGAAUAAAGUGAAGAUUUGAAUUUUCAGUUUCAUUUUCAAAAACCAUUUACCAAAACAAAUGGAGAAGAAACAUUUAAAAGCACAUUUCAUUUCUGUGAACUUCGUUUUAAAUUACAGUUAUAAAUCAUAAGGUAAUUUUUAAUUGUCCUCAUAUUACUUCUCCAGGUCUGUUUUAGUUUAAUGUCUUCUAAGCAUUUUUCUCAUAGCAUAGACGUAGGGAAGGGAUGGAAAGUCUGCCCAUUCCCCAGUGGCUGCACGCACAGGAGGCGGCGGAGCACAAGGCAAGUGAGUUUGCACUGUCAGCCCCAGACUGUAAGCUUGGCUGCACUGAUGUUUUCUUUACUAAGGAUACUAUCCAAAAUUAACAUUUUCAUCUCAGUAAAUUUUUAGAACAUCAGGAUGUUUUCUGAGCACCAAGUGGCUAGGUUGUAAAAGUUUUGUAAUAAUUUGCAAUUAAAAUACAUGAUACAUUUUAAUCCAUUAAAGACUAGUGGGAAUGUAUCAGCCAGAGUAGCAAGUAAUUUUUGUUUUAUAAAUUAGAGUAUCUGUCAUCUUGCAGUAUUACCAAUGCUGUUGUAAAUUGAAUUUAAAGUGGUAUUAAAAAAAAAAACUCCUGUUAAACAAUUUUUAUCUGUUUGUAUAUCUUACUAUAGAUUAUGUACAAGUAACAUCUAAAUAAAAUGACACUUUUAACCCUA
Molecule: messenger RNA, 4910 nt
Organism: Callithrix jacchus (white-tufted-ear marmoset)
Lineage: Eukaryota; Metazoa; Chordata; Mammalia; Primates; Cebidae
Gene: WASF3
Product: WASP family member 3
Biological process (GO): actin cytoskeleton organization; positive regulation of Arp2/3 complex-mediated actin nucleation
Cellular component (GO): cytoskeleton; lamellipodium; SCAR complex
Molecular function (GO): Arp2/3 complex binding; protein kinase A regulatory subunit binding; actin binding
Source: RefSeq, a predicted model, not a curated record